Pelobates fuscus (common spadefoot toad) is the source of this 3123-nucleotide messenger RNA. Its product is annotated as trichohyalin-like. NCBI's taxonomy places the organism in Eukaryota, Metazoa, Chordata, Amphibia, Anura, Pelobatidae. The transcript has 5 exons. The record is from RefSeq and is a predicted model, not a curated record. The coding region runs from base 1 to 3123 and encodes 1040 amino acids.
AUGGGUAGAAUAAUUGCAACAGAGAGAAACCGUCGGCAACGAACCGACGGCAACAGAGAGAAACCGUCGGCAACGAACCGACGGCAACAGAGAGAAACCGUCGGCAACGAACCGACGGCAACAGAGAGAAACCGUCGGCAACGAACCGACGGCAACAGAGAGAAACCGUCGGCAACAGAGAGAAACCGUCGGCAACAGAGAGAAACCGUCGGCAACAGAGAGAAACCGUCGGCAACAGAGAGAAACCGUCGGCAACAGAGAGAAACCGUCGGCAACAGAGAGAAACCGUCGGCAACAGAGAGAAACCGUCGGCAACAGAGAGAAACCGUCGGCAACAGAGAGAAACCGUCGGCAACAGAGAGAAACCGUCGGCAACAGAGAGAAACCGUCGGCAACAGAGAGAAACCGUCGGCAACAGAGAGAAACCGUCGGCAACAGAGAGAAACCGUCGGCAACAGAGAGAAACCGUCGGCAACAGAGAGAAACCGUCGGCAACAGAGAGAAACCGUCGGCAACAGAGAGAAACCGUCGGCAACAGAGAGAAACCGUCGGCAACAGAGAGAAACCGUCGGCAACAGAGAGAAACCGUCGGCAACAGAGAGAAACCGUCGGCAACAGAGAGAAACCGUCGGCAACAGAGAGAAACCGUCGGCAACAGAGAGAAACCGUCGGCAACAGAGAGAAACCGGCGGCAACAGAGAGAAACCGGCGGCAACAGAGAGAAACCGGCGGCAACAGAGAGAAACCGGCGGCAACAGAGAGAAACCGGCGGCAACAGAGAGAAACCGGCAGCAACGAACCGGCAGCAACGAACCGGCAGCAACAGAGAGAAUGUAUAACAAAAAGAGAAAAGGGCUGCGCAGCCCUUUUCUCUUUUUGUUAUACAUUCUCACUCUAGAGGCAACAGAAAAAAAAAACGACUGCAACAGAGAGAAACCGACUGCAACAGAGAGAAACCGACUGCAACAGAGAGAAACCGACUGCAACAGAGAGAAACCGACUGCAACAGAGAGAAACCGACUGCAACAGAGAGAAACCGACUGCAACAGAGAGAAACCGACUGCAACAGAGAGAAACCGACUGCAACAGAGAGAAACCGACUGCAACAGAGAGAAACCGACUGCAACAGAGAGAAACCGACUGCAACAGAGAGAAACCGACUGCAACAGAGAGAAACCGACUGCAACAGAGAGAAACCGACUGCAACAGAGAGAAACCGACUGCAACAGAGAGAAACCGACUGCAACAGAGAGAAACCGACUGCAACAGAGAGAAACCGACUGCAACAGAGAGAAACCGACUGCAACAGAGAGAAACCGACUGCAACAGAGAGAAACCGACUGCAACAGAGAGAAACCGACUGCAACAGAGAGAAACCGACUGCAACAGAGAGAAACCGACUGCAACAGAGAGAAACCGACUGCAACAGAGAGAAACCGACUGCAACAGAGAGAAACCGACUGCAACAGAGAGAAACCGACUGCAACAGAGAGAAACCGACUGCAACAGAGAGAAACCGGCAAGAGAAACCGGCAGCAACUAGCCGACUGCAACAGAGAGAAACCGGCAGCAACAGAGAGAAACCGGCAGCAACAGAGAGAAACCGGCAGCAACAGAGAGAAACCGGCAGCUAACGAACCGACUGCAACAAAGAGAAACCGGCAGUUAACAAAUAGGACUGCAACAAAGAGAAACCGGCAGUUAACAAAAAGGACUGCAACAGAGAGAAACCGACUGCAACAGAGAGAAACCGACUGCAACAGAGAGAAACCGACUGCAACAGAGAGAAACCGACUGCAACAGAGAGAAACCGACUGCAACAGAGAGAAACCGACUGCAACAGAGAGAAACCGACUGCAACAGAGAGAAACCGACUGCAACAGAGAGAAACCGACUGCAACAGAGAGAAACCGACUGCAACAGAGAGAAACCGACUGCAACAGAGAGAAACCGACUGCAACAGAGAGAAACCGACUGCAACAGAGAGAAACCGACUGCAACAGAGAGAAACCGACUGCAACAGAGAGAAACCGACUGCAACAGAGAGAAACCGACUGCAACAGAGAGAAACCGACUGCAACAGAGAGAAACCGGCAGCAACAGAGAGAAACCGGCAAGAAAAAACGGCACCAACUAACCAACUGCAACAGAGAGAAACCGGCAGCAACUAGCCGACUGCAACAGAGAGAAACCGGCAGCAACAGAGAGAAACCGGCAGCUAACGAACCGACUGCAACAAAGAGAAACCGGCAGCUAACAAAAAGGACUGCAACAGAGAGAAACCGGCAGCUAACAAAUAGGACUGCAACAGAGAGAAACCGUCGGCAACAGAGAGAAACCGGCGGCAACAGAGAGAAACCGGCGGCAACAGAGAGAAACCGGCGGCAACAGAGAGAAACCGGCAGCAACGAACCGGCAGCAACGAACCGGCAGCAACAGAGAGAAUCAACAGAAAAAAAAAACGACUGCAACAGAGAGAAACCGACUGCAACAGAGAGAAACCGACUGCAACAGAGAGAAACCGACUGCAACAGAGAGAAACCGACUGCAACAGAGAGAAACCGACUGCAACAGAGAGAAACCGACUGCAACAGAGAGAAACCGACUGCAACAGAGAGAAACCGACUGCAACAGAGAGAAACCGACUGCAACAGAGAGAACCCGACUGCAACAGAGAGAACCCGACUGCAACAGAGAGAACCCGACUGCAACAGAGAGAACCCGACUGCAACAGAGAGAACCCGACUGCAACAGAGAGAACCCGACUGCAACAGAGAGAACCCGACUGCAACAGAGAGAACCCGACUGCAACAGAGAGAACCCGACUGCAACAGAGAGAACCCGACUGCAACAGAGAGAACCCGACUGCAACAGAGAGAAACCGACUGCAACAGAGAGAACCCGACUGCAACAGAGAGAACCCGACUGCAACAGAGAGAACCCGACUGCAACAGAGAGAAACCGACUGCAACAGAGAGAAACCGACUGCAACAGAGAGAAACCGGCAGCAACAGAGAGAAACCGGCAGCAACAGAGAGAAACCGGCAGCAACUAACCAACUGCAACAGAGAAAAAACGGCAGCAACUAACCGACUGCAACAGAGAGAAAACGGCAGCAACUAG